UGGGAGGCUAAUAGUUAUGUCAACUCUCAGAAGCAAACGGAACCUGGAACCACACAGUACACUACAGCACACACCCGUUCACAAGUAGAGCGGAUACUUACAGGGUUGCGGAUCAGUCUCUCUGAAAGAGCAUCUUGUUUCUUCCUCUCCGAAUUUUUUGAUUAUUUGUUGUUGAGAGAGACGGUUCUGACGGAAAUGGCUGCCGGGACGAAUCGGAAGAUAUCUGCAGCAUCGGCGAGGGCCCACACCAGGAGAAACAAGCAAAGUAGCACUCCUAAGCUUCCGUCUGGGAUCUUUGGGAAAAUACUUGCUGUUUUGCUUGUCGGAAUUUUAGCAUGGGCUUAUCGGGCAGUGCAACCUCCACCUCCCAAGAUAUGUGGUUCUCCAGAUGGCCCCCCAGUUACAGCAUCAAGAAUAAAGCUCAGAGAUGGAAGACAUUUGGCCUAUAAAGAGAAUGGUGUGUCAAAAGAUGUGGCCAAGCACAAAAUUAUCUUUUUCCAUCCCUUUGAUGCUUGCAGGCAUGAUGCUGUUAUUCCUUUGGCCCUUUCUCCGGGACUUACUGAAGAACUAGGGAUUUAUGUAGUGUCUUUUGACAGACCGGGUUAUGGAGAGAGUGACCCUCAUCCAAAACGAACAGUGAAGAGCUUGGCUUUGGAUAUUGAGGAGCUUGCUGAUCAACUGGGAUUGGGAUCCAAAUUCUAUGUAAUUGGCUAUUCCAUGGGCGGGGAGAUGACUUGGGGCUGCCUCAAGUAUAUCCCUCAUAGGCUAGCAGGAGUGACACUUUUAACUCCAGUUAUUAACUACUGGUGGCCCGGUUUUCCUGCAAACCUAUCUAUAGAAGCUUACAAUCAGCAGUUACCUCAAGACCAAUGGGCACUUCGUGUGGCCCACUAUGCUCCUUGGCUAAUAGACUGGUGGAUGACUCAAAAGCUAUUCCCUUCAUCUAGUGUUGCAUCUCAUAAACCUGAAAUUCUUUCAGCCCAAGACAAAGAAAUUGCAGCAAGGAUUUCUCAACGAAGAAUUUAUGCGGCAGAGGUUAGGCAGCAAGGAGUGCAUGAAUCUAUUAUCCGUGAUAUGAAGGUUGCAUUUGGGAGCUGGGAAUUCGAUCCUAUGGAUCUUGAGAAUCCAUUUCCAAACAAAGAAGGUUCUGUUCACCUGUGGCAAGGGGAUGAAGAUGGGCUUGUGCCUGUCAUGCUGCAGCGCUACAUUGCCAAAAGGCUUCCUUGGAUUCACUAUCAUGAGUUACCAGGUUCCGGGCAUCUUUUUCCGAGUAUUGAUGGGAUGUGUGACACCAUCAUAAAGGCAAUGUUAACUGGGGAGUAGUAGACUUCACAUGUGCAGUGAACUCUAGCUUUCAGGUUUUUGAUGCUUCUUGUCUGAGACCUGAAAUUUGAGAUUAUGUCCAACAUUUUUGUUUUGUAGAAUACGUUGAUUUUUGUGCAUGCAUAACAGUGUUGGAACUUAUGAUGUAAGAUCGCUGUUUCCUCUCCAGAAUUGGUGUCGUAGUCAAUAAGCAUGGAGAAGUUUUAUUUGAUAUGUAAUGGAUACAUUUUUCUUGCUGAAUAUAUUUUAGUAUUUAUGCUUUCUUUA
Molecule: messenger RNA, 1590 nt
Organism: Tripterygium wilfordii
Lineage: Eukaryota; Viridiplantae; Streptophyta; Magnoliopsida; Celastrales; Celastraceae
Exons: 5
Coding region: 196-1323 (375 amino acids)
Source: RefSeq, a predicted model, not a curated record